AGCUCUUUCGUAGGUGCAAUAAAUACUCCUCUCUUCCUCUUUCUUCAUCAAUUUAUACAAUUUCUGUUCCUUCUUUAUUAAAAACACCCGAUUAAGAAGAUGGAGUUAUUAUAUCCCAUAUUUCAUCCCUUCCUCUUUCUUUACCGAGUAUGGCAAUACUUUCUCGUCAAACUCCUUUCUCCUUCACCACCGUUUGAAGGAGAAAAACUUGGAAGACCCAAGAUUGCAAUUAUUGGUGCUGGAUUGACGGGUGUUUCUGCUGCUUCUCACUGUGUUGGUCAUGGAUUUGAUGUGCAGAUUUUUGAGGCUGGUCCUAGGAGUCAAUUGGGUGGUAUUUGGAGUAGAGUCAACAGUACAUCUGGUCUACAAAUCCAUUCGUUAAUGUAUCGAUUCCAUCCUUCCGUUCAAUGGAAAGGUGGUUAUCCGAAUCAACAACAAAUUGUAUCUCAGAUCACCGAACUCUGGAAACGCUAUGGUCUAGAGGAGAAGACAAAGUUCGAUACGAAAGUCGAGAAAGUAUACCAAGAUGACAGAGGAAGAUGGAUAAUCAACAACACAUCAGAAGGACGAUUCGAAGGUAUUAUUGCAGCUGUUGGUACAUGUGGAGAGGCAAAAAUGCCACAUAUUCCUGGAAUGGAUAAAUUCAAGGGAGAGAUAUACCAUUCAAGCGAUCUGACGGGCAAAGAUGCAAAAGGAAAGAAAAUUAUUGUCAUCGGAGGUGGUGCAAGUGCAGUUGAGGCAUUAGAAUUUGCAACCCAUGAAGAAGCGGCUGAGACGACAAUUCUGGCCAGGAGUGAUAAAUGGAUUAUUCCUCGGAAUGCUGUCGUAGAUAUGAUACUUGCGUUAAACAUCUUUGGACAGGAAACUUUCUUGAGCUGGAUACCAGAGAUGCUGCUUAAGAAGUUCUUUUACCGAGAUCUGGAAGAUCUUGCUCCAGCCGAUAAAGGAAUUUUCACAGGUACUCCUAUGGUCAAUUCGGACGUGAUGGAUAAAAUCCGUGAAGGAAAAGCCGAAUGGCUACGGGGGGAUAUCAAGGGAUUCACCGAAGAUGGUAUCAAUUUCAAUCUCCGAACAAAAGGUGUUCCUCCCGGUGGUCCUGGAAAAACAAAGCUCGUGAAGGGCGAUAUUGCUGUAAUGGCAACUGGAUUCGAGCGACCAUCUCUUGACUUCCUCCCACCCGACACAUUUCAGGAUCCUUACACACCACCAAAUUGGUAUCUCCAAACCUUCCCCCCCACACACCCUUCCGUCUGUUGCAACAAUUGCACUUACGUCAAUGCUAUUGGUGCAGUGGGCAACUGGCACAUAGGAAUUUACACACGUAUCCUUCUUAUGUUCCUAUCGGAUCCUCUCACGAGACCAAGACCCUUCUGGAUGGAACGCUGGAUUGAUAUGACACGAAUUCUGAAGAGGUUUAGUCCAACAGGUGCAUUUGAUUUCUUUACAUAUUUAGAAUUAGUAUGGUGGUUCACAUUUUGCAUUGCGAUCAAUCCAUUCAGGUGGAAGUGGGCCGUCUUUGUAUUUACUGGGCUUGGAAGGGGAUUACCGAGAAGAGUUGUGGAGGCGGAGGAUAAGUUGAGAGGAUCAUUGGGAUGGAGUAAUGGAAUUGGUGAUGAGAAUUAUGACAAGGGAAGCAGUUUUUGAGGAACAGGAGGUAGUUUAUUACUUCAGAUGAUCUAGUGUGUCCAAUAGUUUGGACUGCGGUCCGUGAAUCAUAAGCCUUUUGUGUGUUGGCAUAUUCACAAAUUAUUUAGAACACCCAGAUAAUACUCAUGAGUAUGAGAGUUUUGGUACAAGAUGAUGAUAAUGAUGGACUUGUGGACAGUAUAUACAGUGUUAAUUACUUUUGUAUAGCGAACAGUCACUUCAGAGAUAGAUCAAUAGGUAAUUAGUUCAUGGCACAAUGAACGAAAGAUACAAACACAAUUCAAGCUUAAAGAAUUUCACUAC
This is a messenger RNA of Botrytis porri, 1950 nucleotides long. RefSeq lists its product as uncharacterized. NCBI's taxonomy places the organism in Eukaryota, Fungi, Ascomycota, Leotiomycetes, Helotiales, Sclerotiniaceae. The record is from RefSeq and is a predicted model, not a curated record. The transcript is spliced from 2 exons. Bases 100 to 1644 code for a protein of 514 amino acids. Gene Ontology annotation, molecular function: N,N-dimethylaniline monooxygenase activity; NADP binding; flavin adenine dinucleotide binding.